CUUCAAGGGAAGUGUUGCGACUUUAUUCACUGGACCCAGGACCUGAUUCCUGGGAAAAGGGAAACAAAACAUCCAUCAGUAUGAGAGACCUUCAGCCCCCACCCAUCCAGGUCAGAGUCACAGCGCACUUAAUUCCCAUGCACAGAACCACAUCUAUGACCACACUCACACAGAGGCUAUAGGGACAGGCUGUUUGUGUAACUUUCUUGGCAUUCUUCAGGAAACUGAUAAAACUGCAGACUCACACUAAAUAUGAGCUUCCUUGUUUGUUAGAAAGUUCAGACUGAGUACAAUACAUGACCCCUGAGGCAUCAACCUGUGACAUACUGUAGUCUUUCCCGGCUGCUACUGCUGCGCUGUAGUUCACCGGAGAAUACAAAAGCAGGCACUUCGCACAGCCCUGAUUAGAUGGUGCAGGCUGUCAAACAUCUACACAGGAGCUCUCACUCGAUUCACAGGGCCAGUUAGGAGAAUGCUGAAGAGUAAAAAAGUGUGGUGGCUGACAGCCAUAUUAAUGCUUAUAUCUGACUGGAGUCAGUGUGUCAAGCCACAAGAAAUUACAGUGGAUCCUCCUGAGAACGUUGGUGUUGAUGACCUUGGCCACCUUGGGCAGCUCGACAUCCACUGGACGUCUCCUGCCAGCCUGACCAACCUGACUGACUGCUCAAUGAGAUACCACCUGGAGUACUUCAACACAUACCAGAACAGAUGGACUGUGAUCAGGACUGUACGGACAUGUUACAGGGCUCAGUUUGACCUGGAGAAGGAGGUCAGGGUGCGGAUUUCAACCUUACUGAGGGGAGCCUGCACCAACGGCACUGAGCUGAAGAGCCCCUUCACAGAGAUAGUCCUGCCACCCAAUAACACAGGUACAGUUGACUCCAGGGUCCAGGGAUUUGUCUGUGUGUUCUAUCAGAAGGAGUUCAUGGAGUGCACCUGGGAGACGGGUUUAGAGGAGCCAACCCACUCCAAGCACAGUCUGUACUUUUGGCAUCGGGAGAUGGAGCAGGCUGAGGAGUGCCCUCAGUACAUCCACACCAAUGGGGUCAGGACUGGCUGCACAUUCACCAGGGAAUCUCUCCCAGAAUUCAGUGCUUUUAACAUAUGUGUAAACAGCUCCUCUCCCAAGGUGGCUUUGAGGUCGGCGUUCUUCUCCCUGCAAGUUCAGAAUCAUGUGAAGCCUGCAGCCAUAGAGGCAGUGCAUCUGGAGUCUGGUCUAGAGAGGAGGCUCCAGGUGCAUUGGGAUUUACCCCACGAAAGCAUCCCCAGCCACUGCCUGGAGUAUGAGGUGGAACCCAGAGAAGAGGGCGUAGGCGGGCAGCAGUUGUUUCAGCAGAGGAACGUAACCAGGGAGAUGACCCUCACUUUCCUCUCAAUGGGUGGAGCCCAGAGGAAGUGCUUCCGGGUCAGGUCCAGGGUGCACCAGUACUGUGCUGACAGAGGCUUCUGGAGUGACUGGAGUCGUUGGUUCUGUCAACCAGAGAAACCUCCUGGUUCUGAGUCAGAUGCUGUGGUGGUCUGUGCCCUGGUCAUCAUGGUUAUUAUCUCCAUGGUGAUCCUGUCUCUGUGUGGGUUGGCACUCUGGAGAAAGUGCAAAGCCAGAGAGGGGGAAACUAUACCUUUCUGUCCCCUGCACAAACUGAUGGAAUACUCCAAAGGACUCACUGCUUGUAGUCCUUUUCCCAAUAAAACAAGAAGGAACAAGUAGUAGUAACCUUUGCAAGCAUUACCUGUGGGCACACAAAACCAUGAAGCGAUAGAAGUUACACAGGUGAUUUAAAACACACACACACACACUCUACACACACACACACACACACACACACACAGACACACAUGCUCACACGCACACACACGAACACAAACACAAAAUGAGGAUGAGACAGUAAAGAAGCAUUGUCAUGUUCAAGACAGAAUAAUAUUGAUUUGUACGCUGAUAUUAAUCUCUUAUGUACUGAUGUGUUCAAAGUAAUGUUACUCAAUACAAUAUUAAAUAGUCUUGCCAAACCGUUUACGCAAUGUAAGACUCCAGGCAUUAAGAUACACAGUAUAAACUUUAAAAAAUGCCACAACUCUUUAUACCCGUUUUGUUUACUUGCUACAUGUAUUUCAUUUAAUGUAUUUUAUAUCACAAAUUAUACUUACUGGAGUAAUUGUUUGUAGUAGUAAUCUGAUGCCAUUGUAUAAAGUUGAAUGUAUCUUUUAAGUCCUUUGCAUAGAAUUCCCCAGACUGUUAACAUUGAAUGCGUUCGAUGGUGUUAUGAAGUAAUGUUGUUAUGUCAUGUUUUAUAAAACUAUGCUUCUCCUCUAUACCUAUAAAGAUGUGUACUAUAAAAACAUUUUUUACGG
Messenger RNA from Coregonus clupeaformis (lake whitefish), 2349 nucleotides. RefSeq names its product interleukin-13 receptor subunit alpha-2. The coding region runs from base 473 to 1708 and encodes 411 amino acids. Gene Ontology annotation, molecular function: cytokine receptor activity; protein binding. Gene Ontology annotation, biological process: cytokine-mediated signaling pathway. NCBI's taxonomy places the organism in Eukaryota, Metazoa, Chordata, Actinopteri, Salmoniformes, Salmonidae. The record is from RefSeq and is a predicted model, not a curated record. The transcript is spliced from 10 exons. Gene Ontology annotation, cellular component: external side of plasma membrane.